Pseudo-nitzschia multistriata is the source of this 2027-nucleotide messenger RNA. The record is from the annotation of a GenBank genome assembly. Lineage: Eukaryota; Bacillariophyta; Bacillariophyceae; Bacillariales; Bacillariaceae.
GCUUAUUCACUAUCUACUCGUGAUUUGGGAGGCUCACAGUCUAUGGUAUGAUUGAAAAGGGGAACGACGAUCGAGUAGUACAACCUUCGAAGCUACGCGCGUAGCGGUACCCUACGGUAGAUUCUGCCAGCAGAAUACAGUACAGUACGGUACAUACAGUACGUUAUUGUUUAGUACGGAAAGAAACAUCGGACAGCGUUAUCGUGUACGAGUACCCACCAUUUUUUCACAAGAAGGGUCUCCAACUGGGACAGAAUUCUUCAGCUCAGCAGAAUUCGAAGGAAAUUAUUGAUUAUUGACCAUUAACACAAAGACACAAUCUGCAUUAUUCGGCGCUAAAAUACAAGAAGCAACUGCGGUAAAGAUGAAGGCCAUCCGUCAACUUCUAGUCACGUCUCUGUUUUCUUCAUCAAGAGCAUUCGUUCAAUUCCCAGCAAAAUCUUUCAAACAACAACAAACAAUUAGGCAAAGAUUCUAUAAUGAUGCGGUGACGACAUCUGCCGAUAUCCUUCAUGCCUCCUCUCUCGAAGUUGACAUCUCGAACGAAAACAUUUUUGAUGAUAUCGACGAUUCUGAAUCACCUCUCUCUCUACCUUCAGCAAUGUUGAGCUUCCCGCGACAUUCGAAAGAUGUGGUAAAUGAUGUUCUGAUAGAGACGGAGGCUUUGGUUCAGAAUCUACACCGAGAUUCAAAAGCCGUUGACCCGAAGACAACAAAACGUUCUAUGUCCCCCAUGGACAGCUCUCACGAUUCGAUCUAUGCGAAUACUUAUGUUGAUUUAGGAAACAUUGACACUGUUGGAUUUGACUAUGAUUAUACACUUGUGCAUUACACCGAAGAACUAUUAACUCUUUUGUACUCGAUGGCACUCAAUCGGUUGGUAAACGAUCGGCAUUAUCCGAGGGAAAUGCUGAYGUGUGGUCUAAACUAUGACGCCUUCUUUAGUAUAAGAGGGCUUGCUGUGGACAAGGAUACUGGUUGGAUCUGCCAUCUUUCCUACACGCACAAAGUUGCUGUUGCCUGGGAGGGACGAGAAAAGGUCUCUACAUCUCGCAUUUUCGAGGAAUACCGUGGAAAGCGAGGACUCAACCCAAGAGAACGGAAAGCCCGAUUGAAGCCAUUGAACGACCUAUUCAGUAUGGCAGAAUGCUGCCUCAUUGCCGAUACGAUCCAAUACUUCAAAGAUAACGACAUUGACUUUUGCUCCUCGAACGUAGUAACCGACAUUCUUGGAGCGAUUCGUGAUACGCACAUUUCCGGAGACUUUCAUCGCAUAGUUGCUGACAACCCAGAAAAAUAUUUUGACCCAACGCCCCAUUUGAAAGACGUUUUGGGAAAUCUGAAAGACUCUGGAAAGCGUCUCAUAUUUGCUAGGUAAGGUUUUUUGGAAAACAGAAGGCAUCACCUGUGUUUUUGGUACCCAAUUCCCCAAACGAACAACAAAACUAACAACAUUCACGUUUAUUUCGUUUUCUCAUCUCCCACAAAAUAAUAUUCAAUAGUAAUUCUCCUUUUUGGUAUGUUGAUGCAGGAAUGAAAUUUGUUUUAGGGGAGGAAUGGAUAGAUAUUUGGGAUGCGGUUAUUGUUAGUGCAGGCAAACCAGCUUUCUACACCGAAACUCGACGUCCAUUUCGUGAAGUUAAUACUGAGACAAAUCGAGUACGAUUUCAAAAAGUAGAAAAACUUGAAACCGGCAAGGUAUACACCGAAGGAUGCCUUCGCGAACUGACGAAACUGAUGGAUUGGAACGUUGGCGGAGAUAGUGUCGAAUCGAUGGGCCCGCUGAGUAUGAAUUCCAACGUGUUGUAUAUUGGAGAUUCCCUUUUUGCCGAUUUGGUUGAUGCCAAACGAGAAUACGGAUGGAUUACCGCAGCUGUGACACCGGAGGUUGGAUUUGAGUUAGAUGUUCAACAAUCUAACGACCAUGUACUGGCUGAAAAAACCAUAGCAAUUUUGUUGACUGCACUCAGACAAGUACAACUGGAAAUGGGCACAAGAGAAUAUACCGUUGAAGACUCGUUGGUGCU